AUGUCUUGUAGCAGCGAUGAUCAGUCCGAUAAGGAGUGUCCACUAUGCAUGGAGCCAUUAGAAAUUGAUGACGUAGAUUUUUAUCCUUGUAAAUGUGAAUAUCAGAUUUGUCGUUUCUGUUGGCAUCGCCUAAGAACGAAUGAAAACGGUUUAUGUCCCGCUUGCCGUCAACCUUAUCCCGAAGAUCCUGUUAAUUUCAAGCCUCUUUCCUCCGCUGAUUUGCAAAGAAUAAAGGACGAGAAAAAGAUGAAACAACAAGCUGAGAAACAACGGAUAUCAGAAUCGAGGAAACAUCUUGCUAAUUAUAGAGUUUUACAAAAGAAUCUUGUUUAUGUUGUUGGUUUAUCAUCUAAAGUUGCUACUGAAGAAACGUUGAAGAAAGUGGAAUAUUUUGGAAGAUAUGGAAGGAUCAUUAAGGUUGUCACAGGAACGUCUGCGUUAAUCGGAAAUCAUAUACAACCAAGUCAUACUGCAUAUGUCACGUAUAGUCGUAUCGAAGAAGCCCUACGAGCAAUUCAGGCUGUUAACAAUGCACAACUUGAUGGUAGAACUGUGAAAGCCUCUCUAGGAACUACCAAAUAUUGUUCUUCAUUCUUACGGAGUCAAACCUGCGGAAAGACGGACUGUAUGUAUCUUCAUGAUAUAGCGGAAGAUGACAUCAGUUUCACAAAAGAAGACAUGCAUCUCGGCAAACAUACUGAAUAUGAGAAGAAGCUAAUCGAUUUGGUAUUGAAUAAACGAAAUCAGCCUCAAGAUAGGAAACCACCCCCAUCUUGGGCAAAUAAUAAUAAAAGCAAUAUAUGUUGGGACCAGAAUGGUAAAGAGUAUCAAGAACAGCAACCGAAUGGAUUUCAAAUAUCUGCGGAUGAUCCGACGCCUUCUGAGGCUGCUGGUCGAACAGAACGACAGAAUUCGCAAAAUAAAGAGAAUCAAUAUGAUUCUGCUGAACCGUCCAACGGCGUUACACGGUUGAAACAAAGUUCCGAUUCUCCCAAACAAACGGCUCAAACGCCUCUUCCAGAGACCAUAAUAGAAACGACAAAAAGAAGUAUAUCUGGGCCUCCAGUUUCUUCGUCGUUCACAUCAUCAACUUUAGCUUCUACAUCUAUUUCUCCAUCUUCAUCUGUAUUACAAAGUACUUCUUCUAUACCUAAUCCUUCAACAGUCCCGUCAUCAAUGAUUCCUGACUCUAAUGAUUUUCUUAGUAAAUCUCCUGUGGAAUUUUUAUUAUCGAACAAAUCUGGUGUUAAUAGGAUGAUAGAUCUUGCUGAGCAUUUCAGCCCUGUGAGGGGAGUGGUACCCGCUCCAGCUCCGAGAGAAGAGGCCCCAGCACCCUUGACUAACUGGCAGAGUUUAUUAGGAUUGGCUCCUACGCCUGAAAUUCCUAGAGAGAGUACUGGAAUGAGAUUAACACCCCCACCUGGUCUGAAUAGUAUGUUCUCUGAUGACGAUUUAGGAUUUGAUCCAUUCAAUGAGUCUACUAAAGGAUUGGCUAAACUUUUAGAAGAAGAAAGAAUAAAACGACCGCACCCCUCUCAACAUUUCCAAGCUAGUCAGCCUUCUUUAAUGUCAAGUAAUUUAUGGGGGAACAGCAGAUCUUCAACUAAUCACUCAAGACAAGGCUUUCCGCUCGAUUUAUUCGGCAGCACUCCAUUCCAGGUAAAUGGCGGGUACAAUGGUUUUCAUCAGCCAUCAUCCAUGCAUCAAUAUCAUGAACAUCACCAACAUUCAAACCAUCACCACCAAUCCGCACAUACACCAUCUCAUCAACCGAACAGUUAUGCUCCACCUCCCGGUUUAUUACCGUCUCGUGCUCAAUCUUUAUAUUCUCAACCACAGAAUAUGACAGAAUGGCAAGAGGGUUUAAAGGCUUUAUUACCAAAUGUAAAUGUUCGGUUUGCGUCUGAUCUCGAGCAGCAAACACAAUCACAAUCUUCACAGUCACAGUCACAAUUACACAGGUGGCAAGCGCAAUUCUCUUCACAUUCACAAGUUUUGCCACAUUCUGUUCCGCCGCCACCCGGGUUCUCGGUACCAAACCGAUAG
Auanema sp. JU1783 is the source of this 2046-nucleotide messenger RNA. The record is from the annotation of a GenBank genome assembly. NCBI's taxonomy places the organism in Eukaryota, Metazoa, Nematoda, Chromadorea, Rhabditida, Rhabditidae.